Molecule: messenger RNA, 5022 nt
Organism: Homarus americanus (American lobster)
Lineage: Eukaryota; Metazoa; Arthropoda; Malacostraca; Decapoda; Nephropidae
Exons: 7
Coding region: 573-3638 (1021 amino acids)
Source: RefSeq, a predicted model, not a curated record
CUCCCUUUACACCACUAGUAAUAAAGCUAGGAUUCCAUUCACGCGUUUGCAUUUGCAGUGCGAUUAGCAUGUACUGUAAACGCAUAACGCUGUGGCAACCGUACCAAUGUUAACAACCACGUACAAUUCAAUGUGAUCUAUUUUUUACGCUAACGCGUGAAUGUAAUCGAGCUUCAUAAUCUAUACAUGAGUCACACCGGUGUGGAAUGACGCCUUAUUCGAGGUGCUGGGUCACAAUGUUACUCUAGUGUUACUGUGUAGGUGUCGUAGUCCGAGUCUAACAGCAGCAGCGUGUAAUGUUAAGUAUUAAGUGAUAGUGAAAAGUUUGGUGUUUGCUGUGUAUGAUAUAUGGUGUUAGAUAAGAAUGCUACUUGUGGCCUUGGACGGACGCAAUUCUCUCAGCGAUUCUGCAACAAACAACUCCACUAAGACUUGUGAUUAACAGUUAUGGCAGCGCCUUUUCGAUGUUGCUGGCACCUGUGACAAAAUGUAAAUCUUUAUAUCUGUCUGCCCACUGAAGCACUGACAACGACUUUUACAGAGUUACAAACGUACAUGGAUUGAUUUUGAGUAUGUCUUUCGAACGGAGUGAUGAUGGUCUGGGGGUUAAGGAUUAUCGCUUUUUCCGACUGUACAAAGUGAUCAACUGUGAGGCACGUGAGACUAUGUACAGUUUAUACCUUUGGGGAUGCAAAAAGAAACUGGAUGAGACCUUAAAAGAAUAUCUUGAAAGAGACGGAGUUAAUAAGAGUAAUUACAAAUCUUUAUUUCAUGACAAAAUCAUGAGGAAUAGAAUUGAAAAUGAUGCGGCAGGAAAUACAUUUGAUGUGAGCUUAUUGUAUGCCUGCAUCAAAAGUGUCUGUACAUGUCUAGCUAAUAAAGAUAGUCCUGUCUGGCAUGAGGGAGAUGACACAAAAUUAGAGUCCAUCUGCACAGCCAUCAAAAACUUCAGAAACAACUUAAUCCAUUCUCCCCCUGAAAUGGCUGAUGAUGCUGAAAUGAACAGUUUACUUAAAAAACUGGAGGACUGGCUUGAGAAGGCGCUACAGCUGGGUGGAAACCUCUACAAAAUUUCGGGAAUUGAAGUCUGUGAAAAAAUUCGAAAUAUGAAAUCUAACAUAAAUAAAAUUAUGAAUAAUCCCUUGACUAUGAUAGACAUUGAUAAGUACAAGAAAGAAGUGGAAAUGUUGAGGGAGAAUAAAAAGAAAAUUGUAAUUCUAGAGGGAAUACCUGAACUUGCAUAUAAAUAUAAAAACAAAUCCAAGAUCGAUCCAGCAUCAUUCAUUACUGGCAAAGAAAGAUUGCAAGUGAAAAAAGUCUUCACUCAACUAGAGAUUAUCAAAGAACAACAAGACGAUACAUUCAGUUGUCCAAGUGUUGACUACAAGACAAUGCUUGAGCUUAAAACACAGAGUGACAAGAAACCAAGAGUUAUACUCCUGGAGGGUGAGGCAGGUGCUGGGAAAACAACAUUGACUAAACUUAUAUUAGAUGACUGGGUAGAAUUGAAGGACUCUGGUGACACUGAGUUCUCACCUAUAUUCCAGGGCCUCAAGUCAUAUGAUCUGGUUCUUUAUACUGAAGCCAGAAAUAAAUCAUUGUCCAGUUUUUUAUCAUUACUUACCGUACUUAUGUCACAAGCAUCCUAUAAGAUGGAAGAUUCUGACUUAGUGAGAUCUGUUCUUAAUCUAAAUGUUUUACUUAUAAUUGAUGGCCUUGAUGAAAUGAAUGAAGCGUCUGGACAAUUGAUACGUGAAGUAUUUGAUAAGCACAUACCAGGGAGUAAUGGUAUGCUUCAAUUGUUGGUAACUACCAGGCCAAAUAUGUUACCUGACAUUCCCACCUUACUCCACAAUGAGCCUAGAGUACACAUUCUGAUUAAAGGAGUUACACAGGAAAACAGAGUAGAAUUUGUAUCAAAGCUUCAUGAUGAAAUGUUGGCAGAAGGGCAAAGCAAACAGAAAACACAGGAUUUAAUCGACUUCAUGAAACAGUCACAGACACGAUUGGGUGAACAGUACAGAUUACCCCUAAACUUAACCCUUGUGACCUAUCUCUUUGCUUCUGAUCCUGAUCGUAUCAACUUGGUGACAUCAUCCACAGGACUUUACAUUGCCAUGCAUGAACUAAUUCAAUCUCGCUUGUUGAACAGACUCAAAGAUCAAGGCGAAGCUUCUGCAAUGCCUACUUGUGAUUUGGGAGACAAAUGUCAGAAGUUUUUAAAGAAGCUUUACCAUGUUUGUUUUGUGACUCAUUCUUCUGGACACAUACAACUGUCCAGUGAAUCUACAGAUCUGUUAAAAAACGAGUGUGAAAAGCUGAAGCUAAAACACGAUGAGAUGUAUUCUGCCUUUCUUGCUGUAGAAAGAGAAUGGACUCCAGGAGGCUACAAACUUGAUCUCUUUGUCCCACAUAAAAGUAUAAUGGAAUUUUAUGCUGCUUAUCAAAUUUUUAUAUCCAAAUUUGAGAGUUCAGAUGAGGAAUUACUGGUGAAGGAAAUGCAGCAACUUUUAAUUGACUCUGGUCAUGUAUCUAAAGAGGACCAAGAUAAAAUUUUAAUGAUUAUAAAAGGCGACAACAAAAAAUCAUUUUCAAUACAGGAGAUAAUGGAAAACCUUCUUGAAAGUGGCUCAGAUCUAGGAAAACUUACUAAUUAUCAGAAUGUGCUCCUGUACUUGAGUGGACUAAUAGCUUACAACCAUCCUGACAAGCUGAAACACAGUGCAGUAGAGCUGGUGGACCUGCUAGAUGAAGCAAAUGUACAGAACAAGCAGUGGUUGGACAUUGUGGCAGAAACCAAUUGUGAUGACGUGAUGACUGACCUCGUUUCAAAAAAAAUCUACAAUCAACUUGUGGUGCGAGAUGGUCACACUAAAGCAGCACUCAAGAUGUUUGAUUGUUUGUCUACCAAUGUUUCUGUUCAAGUAAUCUUAGAGAAUGAGGUGUGCUUCAUCCCUUACCUGGAAGAGCUGAUAGAUAAACUUUCUGGCAGGAAAUGUCAUGUUGAGUUUCUCCUGAAACAUCAGUGGAAGCACAGUCAAUAUGGCACUUCAGAUACACUCCUUAAAAACCUAACCAAAGAAAAGGGAGAAAACAGAUGCAGAGUGAUACGCUUUACUGGUCAUCUGGAAGAUUUGACAGUGUUACCAAAAGAGAUAGAGAACCUGCGCAUUACAAUAUCCAACAAUUAUCAUGCUACAGCAAUAGGUGAUCAGCUGACUGCCCUGGCUAAAAAACAACACCUUGAUCACCUGGGUGUACACGUGAUGAUGGGAGUUUCACCAGAGAUGCUGCAACCAUUACCAGUAGUGAAGAGCAAAAACAAGGAGGUUGGCACCCUGUGGAUAUCUGAUGUGAAAGUACAAAUGGAGUGGGCAUGUAAUGUGGCCAGAAAACUCUUGCCAGAAGGAGGGCAGUACUGCAGCAUCAUGUUCCCACGCAGCCUUAUAAGUUUUGAUAAUUGUAAGGAUCUGCUCAAAAGACUACAGGAGAUGAAAGUCAAAGUGCGCCAAAAGGGUGGAAUCCGACUCUACUCCCCUGGUCUCACAGCCAAGCAACAGCGUGACCUUCGAGAAAUGGCAAAGGAGAAACUCGACUGUGUAUUUUACUGCACUGCAGAUGACUCGAGCAUGUGGUGAGGGGAGGACCUCACUGAUGCUGCUGCCAGUGUCACCUGGAGCACCAUCCUGUGUUUUACCACAGAAAGAAUGUCACCUGUAGUUCUCAUAUUAUCUAUAAAGGUGGCAUUGGAAAAUUAACAUUUGGUGAUACAGGGUACAGUACUUUACUUAAGGCCCUGUGUUGUAAUUGUUACAUUAUUAUGGAUCCAUAUUUUAAAACGUUGAGUCAUGUGUCAUUUAUGAUUCUGCAAUACCAUUAAUCUUCUAGUUAUGUCUUUCCUAAUUAUGCUAAUUGUUUGUCAUGUCUUGAGAUUAUUUUAAUGGCAAGACUACAAGAGUGAGACCACUAGUAGCUGGGUCUCUCUCUCCCCGGUGUCAUAGUAUUAGUGGCUGUAAAUAUUUCUAAUUAUUAUAUGGACUACACUAAUGUAUAAUAAUGAUUUUUACUCUGAUACAAAAUCUAAUUGCAAUACAGAAUGAAUUUUUAGACCACAUGACAAAAUUGUAGCAUGAUAAAGUCAUCUGCUAGUUUGCCCAAACUCUUAGAUAACUGAUUUCUAAGAUUUUAUAUUGUACGGUACAUACUGUAUAUAGCAACCUCAAGGAAAUAGAAACAUGAAAAGAUCCAAGCGCUUUAGUGAUUAUUCACAUUCUUGGGGAGUACAGAAAUGUACAAGACUGAACUGACAAGAGAGAGUUGAGGUAAUAUAUACAGUACUGUAUGACAACAUUUACCAAGAAUAACAUUUAAAUGUAGGCACUAGAAGAGAUUAUUACAGUCAUUAGAUUUUUUAUUGAUUUUUUAAUUACUGAAGUGAAUUACUAUUUAAUGUUACAUAUAGAUAUUCAUGUCAGAUACAGGUACAGUAUUUAUAAUACUGUAUGAUGAAUUAAUAUUGUAGUCAUGCCUUGCAGAAGCUACAGUAGAAGUCCAAAAAUCCGGAUGCCAGAAAUCCGGACCACCUGAGAAUCCAGACUUUUUGAAAACACAAACUUUCUAAAUUUAGCGGGCUUUUGUGCGUGAGCGCCACAGCUGCACAGUGACAAAAAGCGACCACACGGUCGCCAUUUUAAAACGAGCAAUCAAACUGUGACAAUAUAUGUAAUAUUGUGUCCUAUCUCUUUCCAUUUACCAUAUAUAGCAUACAUAUUUACAAGCCCAUAGUAAUGGCUCCUAAAGUAGAUGAACUUCGUUGUGUGAAGAGAAAGAAGAACACGUUGAAAUUGAGUGACAAACUUGAAAUAAUUAAGAAACUAAAAUGUGGUGUGAGCAAUACUGAUCUAAUGGAAACAUACGACAUCGGAAAGUCUACAAUUUACGAUAUAAAAAAGGCAAAGAAUAAAAUUCCAGAAUUCACAGCCUCGUCUCAGUAUUUGCUAAUGAAUAAACUAUCAAAAUGUA